AGCCAGGGCGAGCCGAGCCCAGCGCAAGCGCAGGUGGGGCCACAGAACCCCUGUGUGUGGUGGGGGUCGUCCUCUCCUUCCCCCUCCCCUGCCCAGAUUUCAGUUCCUUUCCCCCUUGCCCUGACUCCUUGAACGUCACUGAAAAUGGCAGCUAUUGCGAGGAGUGGGGACCGUGGGUCUAUCGCUCUUGAGGCCGUGGCCCAGGGGAGUGGUGAGGGCUGCCCCAGCCCCUGCCUGCCUCUCCACACAAUACUUGAACAUUCAUCUGUACUGAAGUGUUACUUGAACUGGGGGAGCCGGAGUGUGAUGGGACGGGACCGGCCUGGACUGAGACUGGACUGGUGGGCUCCCCGUUUGGGCGGCCCCACUCCCAGCUCUCCCUUCACUGUGUUGGGCAGCUCUACUUCUGACCCGAGUUGGGGUUGGGGGUGGUGCCCGCCCAAUGAUGGGGAAGAUGGGACUCCUCCAGCUUGGCUCUUCCCACUCUCAUCGUCAUGGAAACUUGUAUCCCAUUUGCCCAGGGAACUGCCACUCCGGGUUGCCAUGGAAAUAGCAGCCAAUGGACACCUCCCGAUGCCAUUGCUAAGGCUGGAAUGUCCUCUCAUAGUUGCCAUGGGAACUUAGUCACAGGCUCUAGGCCCUCCCUCCCCCGCCCUCCCUCCAGUGCAGGGGUGGGGCUUUGGGGGCGAGGGAGGAGUCGGGGUCUAGUCCCGCCCCCUCAGCCCGGAUCUCCGGGGUGGGGGGGAGCCGGGUCGUACCAUGUAGGGGAAGGGGGAUCUAUCCACAUACCUCAGGUGGCCAUGGUGGAGGUGCAGCUGGAAAGUGACCAUGAAUACCCUCCGGGCCUGCUGGUGGCCUUCAGUGCCUGCACCACCGUGCUCGUGGCCGUGCACCUGUUCGCGCUCAUGGUCUCCACGUGUUUGCUGCCCCACAUCGAAGCCGUGAGCAACAUCCACAACCUCAACUCAGUCCACCAAUCACCACACCAGCGGCUGCACCGUUAUGUGGAACUGGCCUGGGGCUUCUCCACGGCCCUGGGCACCUUCCUCUUCCUCGCUGAAGUGGUCCUGGUGGGCUGGGUGAAAUUUGUGCCCAUUGGGGCACCGCUGGACACACCGGCUCCUGGGGCACCUGCAUCCCAGGCACCUGGGAAUCUGCCACCAGUGGGCACCUCACUCAGUCCCACAUCCCACCUCCCACCAGCCUCUGCAUCCCAAACCCCUCCACAGGCCGAGUCUUCUGAAACCUGCCCACCUCGGCAGGUGUGUGGUGACAGCAAUGGGACCCACGGGCCGGGAUGGCAAGCAGCCAUGGCUUCCACGGUGAUCAUGGUACCUGUCGGGCUGGUGUUUGUGGCCUUCGCCCUGCAUUUCUACCGCUCCCUGGUAGCCCACAAGACCGACCGGCACAAGCAGGAGCUGGAGGAGCUGAGUCGCCUGCAGGGCGAACUGCAGGCUGUGUGAGGCCGGUGUCAGCAGCUGUCAUAUCAAGUGUCACCUGCAGGGGGAGCUGCAGGCUGUGUGAGGCCGGUGUCAGCGACUGCCACAAAUGCCGCUCCCUUCAGAGGUCUGCGGGAGGCGCCUUGCCAGGGUCCGGCCUGCAAUCCCUGCCCCAGGUGGCCACACUCCUGCCCACAGGGUCCAACUAUACCAAGGAUGUUUUGUGUCUCUCUGUCCCAGCGAGGAUGUGGAGGUCUCCCCCGUCAGAUGGUGGCUGGAGUCAGGAGGGGGUCAGGGCCCUGGGAGGUGGUCAGGGGCCCCUCGGGGGACCACGGUGCUGAGUUUCUGCCCCUUGCAGAAGGUCCCACACAGCUGUGGCAGAAAGCGGUCGACCCUUGCUUCACUCUCCUAAUAGUCCGUUUGGGACUGUCUGGGGU
Molecule: messenger RNA, 1876 nt
Organism: Ochotona curzoniae (black-lipped pika)
Lineage: Eukaryota; Metazoa; Chordata; Mammalia; Lagomorpha; Ochotonidae
Gene: ORAI3
Product: ORAI calcium release-activated calcium modulator 3
Exons: 3
Coding region: 495-1463 (322 amino acids)
Biological process (GO): store-operated calcium entry
Cellular component (GO): membrane
Molecular function (GO): store-operated calcium channel activity
Source: RefSeq, a predicted model, not a curated record